Chenopodium quinoa (quinoa) is the source of this 559-nucleotide messenger RNA. RefSeq lists its product as uncharacterized. Lineage: Eukaryota; Viridiplantae; Streptophyta; Magnoliopsida; Caryophyllales; Amaranthaceae. The transcript has 2 exons. The record is from RefSeq and is a predicted model, not a curated record. The coding region runs from base 35 to 484 and encodes 149 amino acids.
AACCGAAAACAACCACAAUCCCAAGGGACUUGCAAUGGCUGACCAGCGGCGGAUAAGGGUGACGUAUGGUGGUCGUGGCGGCGGUGGAGUCUCCGGCGAACAGAUUGAGGGUUCGGGAACUCGUCACGCUAUAUCUAGACGUUUGAACGCCUCAGUUAGGCGGGAGUCAGGCCGUUUAGGAAAUACGGCCGAACCGUUUGAUCACCAGCAGCAAUAUGGGUAUGGUGGUAACUGGUCGGGGGAGCAUCAGCCAGAACGCAUCAUCCCCAUGUACUCGUCGGGUGGAGUGUCUUCACCUUCAUCUGACGAUGAGGACGACGAGGCAAGUCAGGCUUCCCGCGAUGAAGAGUAUGACCCUCGUUAUUAUCAUACGGUGCAUAGGGGUCAGACUGGGAGAUUUGUCAGCAGUAGUCAAAACCAGUCAGCCUUCCACCAGCUCAGCAGAUGCAUGGGUAGUGCAGGAGGUGAUGCCAGGAGGUCCUGAGGAUGGGACCGUUAUCCCUAGCUUUGGGGGGCACGUGGCUGCGUAUAUAUGGGGCGGGCAGGAGCGUAAUGUUUU